CGUUUAUUGCCAACAGUCGGAUGGGUCGCUGGUUUAUCGCGGGGCGGGGCUCGCUGUUUUUUCGUGCCGUGUUGGUUGUGGCGGAUCUGUGACGGUGUGGAGGUUCUUCUUAAACCACCGUGUCUCUGAACCGAACCUGGGCUUCAAAACAACACCGUCACCUCUCUCCACAGCUGCAGCCUUUGACGGUCUUUCAUCGCUUCCGUUCCGUAAACAUUCAAGACCAUGGCGGAGCAGAACAUGGAGGCGAAGCUGAAGAACCUGCUAAAGCAGGAGAAGGUCCAGCUGUGGAGUCCUCCGUACACCGAUGAAGAUGACCAGCCGGGGCAGACGCACAUGCAGGAGCUGGCGCAGCGUUACGCUCCUCUGCUGAGUCUGUCAGCCACAGAGGUAGGGGGCGCUCUAGAGUCCAUCAGAGUUCAGGCGGUGAAGAGGGGGAAGAGAAACAAGAUGUUCAGAGAGACCAGCGUGGCCACGCUGGAACUGCUGCUGCCCAGAGACAGCAGGAAGCAGGUCUCCAAUUGUUUCCAGGACCCGAAGGGGAGGAGCUUCCUGCAGACGAGGCUGGACGUGCCGUUGCAGCAGUUGGUGGACAGGAUCAGGGAGGAGUUUGACCUUCAACACAUCAAGCUGAUCCUCAAUGGUAGAACUCUAUGCACAGAUCAGCGUCUGGACGAGCAGGGCGUGAAGAACCACAGUAAGGUGAUGGUGCUGAAGGUGAGCGACUCUGAGCAGAUGAGCAAGGAAGAGCAGGAGAAGAAGGAGCGAAACGAAAGCCUCCAGAGGGCCCAGAAAGGCUUCCAGAUCCUGUCUGAGAGAGAUGGCAGCGAGGAUCCAGAGUCCGUGCCAUACCUGGAGAUCGCAGACCAGAAGGGAAACCCGCUGACGAUCCCACACGACGAGAAGAAGGCGCUGAUCCUGGCCAUGGGUCUCCACGAGAGAGGCCGCGCUCUGAUGAAGAAGCAGCAGUACGACAGCGCUCUGUGUCACCUGCUGCAGGCCGACGAGCAGUUCAGUAAGUGCGGCUCGACGCUGCUGGCCUCGGUGGAUAACUUCUCCGUCCUGCAGCUGGACAUCGUGUGGUGCUACAGAGCUCUGGAGGCGCUGGGCUGCCUGGAGGACGGGCGCGGCCGGCUGCAGCGCGCCGAGGACGGCUUCCUGCGCUGUUACGGCGAGCAGCAGCAGAGGCUGCUCAGGAUCCAGGGGAGCUCUGGCCGAGAGGACGUCCUGUUCCUGCGCCUGUACCUCCUGCAGAGCCUGCUGUCCUACAUCGAGGGGAACGACGCCCAGGCGCGCCUGCAGCUGUCCAAGGUGGAGUCCCUGUACGGUCGCCUGUGUCCGGACUCGGAGAAGAUGGCUCAGCUGAUGGCGCUCGGCUUCACCGAGAGAGAAGCCCGGCUGGGACUGAGGGCGUGUCACGGAGAGCUGCAGGAGGCUGCCCAGUACAUCAGCAACCGCCAGCAGGAGCGGCAGGAGCUGAAACAGCGAGAGAGGCAGAAGAGGAGGAGCAGGAUGGAGGCCAUCUCCACCCUGACGGAGCUGGGAUACAACAGGAGAGACGCGGCCCGAGCCUUGCACCUCGCCGACGGGGACGUGGACAGAGCCUACAACAUCCUGCUGGACUCCAGUCAGGCCUCAAGCUCCAACAACAACCUGGAGGAGGGAGUCGGUCUGGAGAACAUCCAUCAGCUGCUCUACCUCGGCUUCCAGAGGGACUCGUCUGAAGCGGCUCUCAGGUUGGCGGGGGGGGACGUCCAGGCUGCGACUCAGCUGCUGCUGGACAACCAGGGCGUCCUCUCCUCAGAACUGCUGAGUCAGCCGCUCUCCUCGCCAUCGUCAGAGGAGCCCAGCACCUCCUCCACCACUCCAGAGGAGAGUGAGCUGGUCAAUGAGGUUCUGGAGGACAUCCCCCGCCACGAGGAGGAGUACCUGGACGUGACGCUGGAGGAAGAAGCCCAGCUUAUUGCCACCUUAAAGGCUUACCUGAACCCGGGACCUGUGCUCACCAUGUGACCCGUGCUUACCAUGUGACGGUCACAUGACCCGCUGUGUUCGGAACGCAUCAGCACUGUUCUGAUUCCAGCCUGAACCCACAAAUAAAUCCAGCAUUGAAGCAAGCCCUGAUCUUUU
This is a messenger RNA of Oryzias melastigma (Indian medaka), 2130 nucleotides long. It is a transcript of the gene nub1, whose product is annotated as negative regulator of ubiquitin-like proteins 1. The record is from RefSeq and is a predicted model, not a curated record. Gene Ontology annotation, biological process: regulation of ubiquitin-dependent protein catabolic process. Lineage: Eukaryota; Metazoa; Chordata; Actinopteri; Beloniformes; Adrianichthyidae. The transcript has 15 exons. Gene Ontology annotation, molecular function: protein binding. Bases 226 to 2013 code for a protein of 595 amino acids.